Molecule: messenger RNA, 1465 nt
Organism: Paramecium pentaurelia
Lineage: Eukaryota; Ciliophora; Oligohymenophorea; Peniculida; Parameciidae
Source: the annotation of a GenBank genome assembly
AAUGAAAGAGGAAACAUAGAUAUUUAGGGUAAAGAAAUAAAUCCAUUAUUUUGCUUGGCAUUGUUUUGCUCCAUAUGCAUUUUUAGGUUAUUUUAUGACAAUCCCAAGUGCUGCAGAACCAUCUUGGCUUAAAAUAAAUCAAACAAAACAUAAAUACAAAAUUGAUUUUAAUUGGAUGAAUGUUGCCUUUUUAAUGUACAUGCUACAAUAUUUAUUUAGAGGUUAUUUGCUUGCAAGUGGUAUUGAAAUGAAAGGUAAUUUGAGAUAAAUAAUGAUUAAAUGUGAAACUAUGCUAAUAGUGGCUCUGGUCUUAUAAUGGUUUCUCCCAUUUAGAGAAGGAACACUGAUUGUGAGAGUAUUCAUGGGAGCUUUAAUUAAUCUAGAUAUAAAGUACAGCAAUGUGUAUUUUAAAACUAUGAUGAAACCAAUUGAAGUUUAUAUUAAGAAAAAAUUUCCAGAAUAAUUAAAUGGUAAUAGCAUCAAUAUUAAUGAUAACUAGUAAAAAAUCUAGGUCAGUAUUUAUGUCAAUAUCAAUAUAUUGCUUUUGGGAUUGGAUGGACAAUUUAGGGACUUAUGGCUUACAGUUAUCCAAAGAUUGAAAUGCUAAAUAAAUUAAAGAUUUAUGAUGAUUGUGUUCUUUGGAAUUUAUUAAUCUCUUUACCAACUGUAUUUUUAGCAAUUAGAUUGAUUAAUUUGCAUCUAUCAUUUAAUUAUGAUGAUUUAAAGACUUGUACACCAAAUGAGGCUGAAUACUUUUUGGCAAAUAUGUUCAAGAAGGCUAAUGUUGAAGAGGUGAUAGACAUGUAUCAUGAAAAACGACUUAUUGAUAGUAAUGUAUAUUUUUAUAAGUAGAUGAUGAAUAUGAAUUAGAUGAUUAAAAGACUCUUAAAAUCAUUUAGAUUAUCAUGUAUUCAAGUAGUACUAUGAUGUUGGUAUUCUUUAUAAAUCGUUUAAAUCUUGAUACUAAUGGAGCUAUUUAUUAAUCUAUGCCUUUCCAUUACUUUAUUUUUGGAUUAACAAUGAUAUUAGCUAAUUACUUGCCUUGUAGAUUAUUUUACAAGGUUCCAUAAUUGUUAUUGUAUAGAUUAAGCUUGUUUAUGAGUAUUAUUAUCAAUUUAGCAUUGGUGAUAAGUAUUCAAAUUUAAUCUUAUUAUUUUAUCUUGAUCUCUUGUAUUUUGACAAUAUUUAGUAAUGGAGUAGGUUUAUUCUCGUUCACUAGUAGCUACAAUUAUGUAAAUAUAUUUAUGUUAAUAUUAUCAGUUUGUUGAUGAUUUUAUGCCAAUCCAACUAAGUUAAGGCUUGAGUUUAGCAGUUUUAGUUGGAUUAGAAUUUGUAAUUCGUGAGUAAGUUUUUGGGUUAAGUCUAAUGAUAACAACCAUAUUAGGAAUAUUUAUAUGGAGAAAAGUGUAAUAUUUAAUAGAAUAGGAGGAUGAGGAUGAAGAUAAUGCUAAAUUGAUUAUGUGAU